AGCCAGCGGCAGGAGGGGGCCAGCGGCCGAUGCUUGCGGAGGGAGGGGGCUGUCAUCAGUCACCAAAAACAAUGGACUACUCAAUAUCACCUUUAAAUAUGACAACUGCACGCCUUAUCUGAAUUCAGUGGGAAAACAUGUGAUUGGAGAUGUGCAGAAUAUAACUGUCAGUCAGUAUGCAUGUUAUGAACAGGUUGCAGUGACGAUACUCUGGACAGCGAAUGCCAUUGGGAUUGAAUUCCUGAAAGGAUUUCGAGUAAUACUUGAGGAGUUAAAAUCAGAGGGAAGACAAUGCCAGCAGAUGGUUUUAAAAGAUCCAAAGCAGCUCAGCCCCAAUUUUAAACGAACAGGAAUGGAAUCCCAGCCCUUUGUAAAUCUGAAGUUUGAAACAGAUUACUUUGUAAAGAUUGUUCCUUUUCCUUCCAUUAAAAAUGAAAGUAAUUAUCACCCAUUUUUCUUCCGAACUAGACCAUGUGAAUUGUUGCUACAGCCAGAAAACCUUGUCUGCAAACCUUACUGGAAGCCAAGGAAUCUGAAUGUUACCCAGCAGGGUUUUAACAUGCAAGUGUCCUUUGAUCAUGCACCUCACAACUUUGGGUUUAGAUAUUACUUUCUUCACUACAAACUUAAGCAUGAAGGGCCGUUUAAGCAGAAGACCUGCAAACAGGAGCAAAACACAGAUACUACAAGUUGUAUUCUUCAGAAUGUAUCUCCAGGGGAUUAUAUAAUUGAGCUGGUUGAUGACACUAAUACAACAAGGAAAACAAUGCACUAUGCGCUAAAACCAGUACAUUCUCCGUGGGCUGGACCAAUAAGAGCUAUUGCCAUUACAGUCCCUUUAGUUGUCAUUUCAGCAUUUGCAACGCUUUUCACAGUGAUGUGCCGCAAGAAACAGCAAGAAAAUAUAUAUUCCCAUCUAGAUGAGGAGAGCUCAGAAUCUUCAGCAUAUGCUGCAGGUCUCCAUGUGGAAAGACUUCGUCCCCGGCCAAAAGUGUUCAUCUGCUAUUCCAGUAAAGAUUGCCAGAAACACAUUAACGUCAUCCAGUGCUUUGCUUAUUUUCUUCAGGACUUUUGUGGCUGUGAGGUGGCUCUAGAUUUGUGGGAAGAUCUAAAAAUUUGUAAAGAAGGUCAGAAAGAGUGGCUUAUUAAAAAAAUAAACGAGUCCCAGUUUAUCAUCAUUGUAUGUUCCAAGGGAAUGAAAUACUUCGUUGAAAAAAAGAACUGGAAACACAGAGGGGUAACCAAAGAUGCAGGAAAAGGAGAACUCUUUCUGUUUGCUGUGUUGACUGUUGCAGAGAAGCUUCGUCAAGCAAAGCAGAAUUCAAAUGACCUCUGCAAGUUCAUUGCAGUCUACUUUGAUUACUCCUGUGAAGGAGACAUCCCUGGUAUUCUGGAUCUAAGUACAAAAUACAAACUCAUGGACAAUCUCCCUCAGCUGUAUUCACAUUUACACUCCAGAGAUCUUAGUGUACAGGAUUCAGAGGUGUUUCCUGUUAACAUUAGUAAAAGGAAUUAUUUCAGGAGCAAAUCUGGGAGGUCUCUUUAUGUUGCCAUUUGCAAUAUGCAUCAGUUCAUUGAUCAGGAACCAGAUUGGUUUGAGAAACAAUUUAUUCCCUUCCCUCCACCUUCUUUACAUUACUCAGAGCCUGUAAUGGAAAAAUUUGAUUCGGGCUUGGUUUUAAAUGACUUAGUGAAUAAACAGGUGAUGGAUGGCGAUUUUUACCUGAAAACAGAUGUAAAUAUUAUUCCAGCAGGGAAUUCAGACUCUCACUGUAUAAUUCAGCACUUAAACCUUGGAGAAGAUGAAACUCAGGACAUUCAAAGUGGUGGCAGCUCUGUUCUUCAGCCAUUGUUACAUGUUGUUAAAGCUUCAAAUCUUAAAGAUAUGCCUCGAGAUUCUGGAAUCUAUGAUUCAUCUGUUCCUUCAUCUGAAUUAUCCUUACCUUUAAUGGAAGGACUACUGACGGACCAAAUUGAAACAUCUUCCGUUACAGGAAGUGUUUCUUCAUCAUCAGGUUUAGGGGAAGAAGAACCUCCUGUAAUCACUGCAACAAGAUUUUUAGUGCCUGGAAUAUGUAAAGCAGAACUUCAUUGCCAUAUCCAUACUGACGAACUGCAGGCAAUUGCUCCUUUAUAAUACAUUACAACAUUGUUAUGCAUUGCCACUUUAUUAACAGCCUCUGUUUGUGCUUUAAAUACCAUGUUGUCUCAGCACUAAAUCUACUUGAAGGAACAAAUACUCCCUGGAGAAGAUCUGUUAUUCCUAAGGGAUUUUUUUUAUGGCCAGUAAACUUGAAUCUGUUGGUCUUUUUAUAUAAAGUCUUUCAUGAUUUGAAAAAUGCAGCAUGGAAAAAUAGAUGAGAGUACAUUUCAAAAUUAUUCCUGUUACUAAUUUAAAUGUCAUGAUAUUACACUGUUUACAGAUGCCAUAAUCAAAAUUGACUUUUUUUGCUAGAAGUAAUCUUGCAACUGGACAUAACAUAGCUUGGAACAUUAAGUCUUAGUAAACUUUGUAGUCCAGCCUCUAGUUUUAAGUGCUGACAUACUUGAUGGCAGGAGUGUUGUAGUGAAUGAGAGCAGGAUUUUUUUUCAGAAGCAAGAUAAAAUGCCAAAGGUGAGAUCAAGAAAUUCUCCAUCAGAACAAAUAAUUUUCUUUUAAAAAUGUUCGAGCUCUUUUCCUCACAGUCUCCUCUCUUUCCCACAUGUUAAUGUGUCCCAGUAUUUAAUUUCAGAUAAGCGCAUGUCUUCCUCUUCUGUAUGAUUCUCCUGUCUCUUCUCCACAAUCUGGCUAUGAUGACUCACAAAUAGUACCAUACUGAGUCUGAAGUAUCAUUUUUAUAAUAGAUAAAAAUAUAGAACCUGCAUAUGCCGAGUGAUACCAUGGAAACAAAGUUUCCCGUUUUCUUCCUGGAAGGGCUAAUAUAAAGAAUAUUUUAAAGAGAUGGAGGAAGGAAGACCAAAUUUUGUAUUUAAGACAUCAUUCUGGAUUUCUUCAGCCAUGAGAUGAGUAUGCUUUAGGGGGGGAUUUCAUAUUAUCCUUCAAGGACAUGCUGCUACAAAAUCACCUGGGGUAAAACAAGUUAAGACAAGCAGUUAACAGGCAUGAAUACUUUGCUUUGUUUUGAGCCAACCAGUAAACAGAAGCCUAUGAGUUAUUUUGCAGUUCAUGCUACUUAGUGAUAGUAUAAUAUUACUAGUGUUGUAUUAACAAAAAAUGGUAAAACUACAACUGGACAUCUUUAUCUAAAGACACAGAGCAUGCAUGUCCUUUCUUCUGCAGUGACCAGGUAGGUAUGCUAUCAUCCCAAAUAUCCCUGCUGUUUCCAAAGAGCAACUUUUCUUAAGUAAAACCCAUCUGUGUAGGUGCAAUUCUAGGCACUAUUAUGAUAAGCAUGAUAACAGCAAAUAGUAAAGGACACCUUAUCAAUGUGCCUUUUCUAAUUUUGCUCGUGGAGUCAGAUUCUGUCUCACUUAACCUGUCUUCACAUUCCACUAACCGGAGGUUACUUUAGGAAUACAUCAAGGGAGAACUCAAACUCCUCAAAUAUUCUCUCAAUUUUGAUAGAUGAGAAUGAGACAUUGCGAACUGUUACAUUGUAUUAUCCAUUUUAAUAGCAUGAGAUAGAACUAUUAAAUCAGUGAUGAUUUUGGCUGAGUAGCUUUAGAGCUUGUGGGUUGGGGUUUUUUUGAGUCAGUUUAAUCAUUUGAAUUUCCAAAAAAACCCCUUGCAAUUGUUGUCACAGAUGGAGUAAGAAAGUGCUGUAACAAUUAUUUGAACAUAACCAUCGAUGGCAGAAUUCCGGCAUGCUUUGCAAUUGUAAUAUGGAAUUCUGUGAUCAACUAGAUAUAUGUGUCAGAUUUGGAGGGCCUUGUCCAUUAAUGUAAUGUUCCUUACUUUUCCUGUUUUCUGCAUUUGAAAGAACACUAACUGGAAAACCUCAAACUUGCAAUACCUGAGUAAGUUUUAGGUAGUUUUAAGUACAUAGUGAAUCAUCUGCACCUUCAAUAAUGGGUUUUUUUAUGCUGUGCCUUCGGCUGUACUGAAAGCAAAAUUCUUCAUGUUUUCCCAUUCUUUGAAGUUGAAAAAUACCUGGGUCAAACUAGGCAGAAUAAUCUAGAGGUAGAUGCUCCUCCACUAAAUCCAGCUGUGAAGGAUCUUGAGUCAGUGCAAUUCUUGCCAUUUUACUAGAGAAAGAGUUUGGAUUGAUAAGACACGGGCAGAAAGGUUACAAAAUUUGUGUGCUGAAGAGCUGCUGUGCAUAGAAAUGCUAAAGCUGCAAAACAUGAGGAGGAGGCAAUUUCUUAGCAAUUAGCUGGUGAAGGUAACGCUGCUUUCCUCCGUGGAAAGUCCCAGUCUGACAUAGUGUUAGUUUAUGCUAAAGAUUGGGAAGAUUUCCUAGUUCUGUUAAAUUCAGUAGCAGAAUUGGUAUUACUUAACGGAAUUAGGUUUUCAUUUUGAGCUCUAAGAAAGCUCAGUUUCGAAAAUGGACAAAGGCAGUUGCACAAAGUAUCACUGGUCAUCAGCGUUUUUAUUUCUUCAAAAUUUGCUGUAUAAUCCUGCAAAUCAUAUUUUUUUAAUUAUAAAUGGUCUAUGCAGAUGCCAAUCAAAUCUGUUGGGGGGGAGGAGGGGAGAAAAGAAGAAUGCCUUCAUUCCUUCUUAGCAUAAGGUGGAAACAGCAUAUUAUAUGUCCUCAGAAGAAAGAGCAUAUAAUUAAUUGAAAAUUUAGAGUAGGACAAGCCCACACUUAAACUAUACAAAAUUGAGAAAAGUAAUACUUGAUCUGAUUUAGCAUAGUUUUUUUACAAAGCCACAGUGCUUUAAAAAAUUAGGAAAAUAUUAUAUAUAUUGAGAUGCUGGAAGGACCUGGUACUGAAUUUGCAAGAAUUCUGUAUUUUCCCUCCAAUGAGAAUAACAGCAAAAAUCCUUGUAAAAAAUUUUUUUACAACAAAUAUGUUAAUACACAAAUUAGAGGUUAGCUUACUACUAUUUUCAAGCAUUAGUAAACUCUAAACAGAAUGUUAAUGGUGAAAGGAUCCCUUUAAUUUCUGCUAGACUCAAAUGUGUGGACAUUGUUUGGAUGUUUUAAAAUGUAUUUUCUGGGAGGGUGGAAAAAACAUUAGAAAGCUGAAGGUUCAAGAUAUGGCAGUGUGUUCAACAUAUUGAAUGAUAAGUGUAGUUGUUGCUAUAAUUUGUACCUGUACAUAAACACAUCAACUGUUGAAAAUAGAAUGCAGCUGGCAUUUGCAGAAAUGAAGUUAUGAUACUAUAAUUUAGAAGUUA
Gymnogyps californianus (California condor) is the source of this 5281-nucleotide messenger RNA. It is a transcript of the gene IL17RD, whose product is annotated as interleukin 17 receptor D. NCBI's taxonomy places the organism in Eukaryota, Metazoa, Chordata, Aves, Accipitriformes, Cathartidae. The transcript has 13 exons. Bases 302 to 2137 code for a protein of 611 amino acids. The record is from RefSeq and is a predicted model, not a curated record. Gene Ontology annotation, molecular function: interleukin-17 receptor activity.